This is a messenger RNA of Paramuricea clavata, 2324 nucleotides long. The record is from the annotation of a GenBank genome assembly. Lineage: Eukaryota; Metazoa; Cnidaria; Anthozoa; Malacalcyonacea; Plexauridae.
AUGGAUCGUGGUUUGUAUAAUCUUGCCGUUUUUCUCGAUUUAAAAAAAGCAUUUGACACGGUAAACCACGACAUUUUACUGGCUAAACUAGAGUUAUAUGGUAUUAAGAACACGCCUCUUAUGCUUCUCAAAUCGUUCUUAUCAGAUCGAUCUCAGAAAUGUCAAGUAAAUGGGGAACUUUCCACACUAAAAUAUUUAAAAUAUGGCGUUCCUCAGGGUUCAAUUUUGGGUCCACUUCUGUUUUUAAUUUAUAUCAAUGAUUUGCCGAAUUGUUUACAACACUCUACAGCACGCAUGUUCGCCGACGAUACUAACAUUACAGUGUCCGGUAAAUCAAUUAAGGAAGCUGAGGUGGCCGUUAAUGUCGAUCUCAAUAAUAUUAGAGAAUGGCUUCUAUCGAACAGGCUCUCUCUUAACCUUGUCAAAACGGAAUAUCUUUUGAUUGGAUCACGCCACAAUAUUAACACGUUAGAAGAACAACCGCGUGUUUUUAUUGGAGAUGAACCAAUUAAAGGGGUUCAAGUUACAAAAACUCUUGGAGUCAAAAUUGGUCAAUUUUUAACUUGGGACAGUCAUAUUGACCAAAUUUCUAAAAAAAUAUCUUCUGGAAUAAGUGCCAUGAAAAAGAUAAAGGAUUUCACUAAUUCUGAUACUUUGAAGUCGGUCUAUUAUGGUCUUGUCCAACCCCAUUUCGACUACUGUUGUGAAGUUUGGAAUUCCAUUAAUAGAGGCCAGUCUGAACGACUACAAAAACUUCACAACAGAUGUGCUAGAAUGAUAAUGAACUUUAAAGAUGAGCCUGGGCAAUCUCAACUGGCCCUCGAUCAAUUAGGGUGGAUAAGCUUGGAAGAAAGGCGAAAACAUAAUAUGGCCCGUCUCAUGUUUAAGGUUGUCAAUAAUUUGGCACCAUCGAGGUUCUCAUCAAUGUUCCAGAAUUCUAACCAUAUCCACAGCUAUAAUUUACGAGGUUCAAAUUCGUCUCUCUUUCUGCCACGACCAAAUACCGAGUAUGGCAGAAAAUGUUUUCGAUAUAAUGGGGUUAAAAUCUGAAAUAGCAUUCCUGAACAAGUAAGAAACAGCGAAUCUUUAAAUUCUUUCAAUAGAAAUAUUUCCUCUGUUAGUCUGACGAAUUAGCUAUUUGAGUUUUGUAUACCAUUUGUUUUGUAAUAUGUAUUUGUAUUCGUAGUUCUUAAUAUUCUUAGUGAUUUUGUAUUUUAUAUAUUUUUGUAACAUUUAUCUACGCCCCACUUGGAAAGCAGCUAUGGUUAAAGUGGCCAGCGUAGUCAAAUAAAGUUUUAUCCUAUCCUAUCCUAUCCAUACAGACCGGACGCGAUUCGGCAACGCGACGCGAAUUUUCAAUUUUCAAUGACCUUUUACUUUACUAUUUUUCUAUGUUUUUCAAAUAUUCGGAACCACUUAAGCAAUUUUAGUUAUUUGGUCUGCAUAUCUUGUAAGAUUUUUAUCCGUUGACGGUUUUAUUUGUUUUUAAAAACUGAAAAUUCGCGUCGCGUUGGCGAAUCGCGUUCGGUCUGUGUGGACCUUAAGGCGUCAGCAUGUUGAUGACCAAUCAUUGCGAAUCAUGGCGUGGCAGCGGUUACUGACCUUGUGUGAAGCAAGUUCUACAGCAAACGUCUUCGUUAGAUUAUCUAACGCAGCUUUUGAACAACCUAAAAGAGUAGAAAACAUACAAUCUGUGGGUGAUCGCAAUAAGUCAAGCAUCAUGGAGAGCGCUGUUAGUCAAGCUCUUAAAAAGAUUGAAAUCUUUGUUGAGGGCUUUCUUUCGUCCCCAAAUAGUGAUUCGUAUAGACUGGUGGAGUAUUUAGUCGCUGACGAGGGAAGAUUAAAGUGGUUGGGCUCUCUGGAGGACUUAAAAUUGUUUAUAGAGUCUUCGCUUCGCAUCGACGGUAGAUGGUCAUCACCGGGUGGCAACGCCAAAAAAAUAUACGCUCAAAUCAGUCGAACCUGAUCAGCAGUUUGGCUUCGUUUGGUAUUGCAGAAAGCAGAAUACGAUAGUGUUUCAGGGCGAUCCUGAGAGCGUUGAAUCAGCGAAAUCAAAACUUAUAUCGAUUGCAAACAAACAUGUAAACAAAGAGACUACAUCGAUCGCGGUGAGUGAACAGUUAUUUGAUGAGGUGGACCUGUAUGUGCGUGGAUUAGAGCCGUGUUGUGAAGAAUUUCUAAGAGUUGAUUGUGAUGGUCCUGAUCGGCGGGAGCAAGACCUGAACGUAACUUUAGUGGUUAAUGAAGAGGGCCAGACUGAAUAUACUUCGAGUUUAAUAAAUGGAUCAUCGACUGUAGUCAAGGUGAAAUUAUUGCAGAAAUAG